This is a messenger RNA of Parastagonospora nodorum SN15, 4563 nucleotides long. RefSeq lists its product as hypothetical. Gene Ontology annotation, cellular component: exocyst; plasma membrane. Gene Ontology annotation, molecular function: phosphatidylinositol-4,5-bisphosphate binding. The transcript is spliced from 4 exons. NCBI's taxonomy places the organism in Eukaryota, Fungi, Ascomycota, Dothideomycetes, Pleosporales, Phaeosphaeriaceae. The record is from RefSeq and is a predicted model, not a curated record. Gene Ontology annotation, biological process: Golgi to plasma membrane transport; exocytosis. Bases 1 to 4563 code for a protein of 1520 amino acids.
AUGGACGGAAGAGCGCGCAACUACCCCAAUGGCUUGGGAGACCCCCGAGCUCCACCCAGCCGUCCCUCGACCGGAGGCGCAAGAGGCUCCCCCUCCGCCGCCAGCUCCACGUCCACCCCGUCGGCCAUGUCGCGCGCUGAGCGCUUCGACGACGAGCGCCGGCGCAUCACCGAGAGCUGCUUCUCCAAGACAGACGACCAAGGCCAGCUCCAAGAGUCGUAUAUCACGCAUAUCCGCGUCCAGGAAGAUGGCUCCUACCCCCAAUCCCCGCCGCCGCCCACGGCCCCCGCGUCGAACAAGAAGGCCCGCAUUAUCAUGAUCUCCGUCCGCAACACUGGUAGAGUCAAGUUGCACAAGGCGCGAGAGAAUGCAAAUGGCACUUUCUCGAUCGGCAAGUCAUGGCCGAUGGAGGAUCUCUCGUCCGUCGAGAACUACGUGCAUCUCAUCCCAAAGAACGAGGAAGAGGCGCAGAGGCAGAAAUGGGCAGGCGACAAGGGAUUCACCGUCACCAUAACAAAGCCUUACUAUUGGGAAGCUGGGACUGCGAAAGAGAAGGAGUUCUUCAUUGGAAGCAUGGUUAAGAUCUACAACAAGUACACCAAGGGCGAAUUCCCCGUCUUGAGUGGCUUUAGCACCAGCGAACUCAACACCCUGACCAACGGACAGCCGCAUCUGGCGGGAGCAGAGGGCCGAGCACCCACCACAGCUGGCGGGAGAGAGGAGCGCGAACCCCCACAACCACGACAGGCCACGCCAGAUCAACGGCCCAUGCCACCAAAAUCGCCUGGCAAAUCGCCAGGUCUUCCACCUCCAAGAAGGCCGCCAGGGGAAUCUCCUCCGAUGCUGCCAGGCGACGGCCGUAGAGGGCCUAUGCCAGGACCACCGGGCCCCAACCUCAGAAGACCACCUGGCGAGUACCCUGGCCCUCGAAGGCCUGGUGGACCAGAUGAUCAAUUCCGCAAUGGCAGUAGACCGGGUACAGGAGACGCCGGCCGCAGACCGCCGCCUUUUGCACCGAAUCCCAACACCCCGUCCAUGCCAGAUUUGAGAGCGAAGCGCUCCAUGGACCCGAGCAUACGAUCACGGCCUAGCGGAGACAGCAUGAGACCGCGGCCACCGCCUUUACAAGGCCGCGAGCCUAUGCCACCGCCGCCACAGCCAUCUUCCCAGAAUCUAACGCCCCAGUCAUCUAUGUCUGAGUUUGCAAGCCGCCCGAAGACGCCCGAUUCGGGUGGCUUCCCCGCUGGCCUUACACCUGGGCGACGCCAGAUGGGGGACGACAGUCAAUCGCAACGGUCUCAGAAAUCUGUAGAAGAUCUGUCUUUCGAUGCAGGGACUCCCACCGCCUAUCCCAGAAUUUACGGCGCCCCAAUGGGUUCACCUGCGCAGAGACGAGACGUAUCGCCACCAAGAUCAGUUCGUCCAACCACUGCUCAGAGCAAUGCAAGCUCGAAUUUCACGCGAAACGAGGACAUCGUGCCAGAAGAACCUCCCCAACGGAGGCGACCCAUGAUGGAGGCGAGGCCAUCAGAUACGUCUCAACGCAGUCUUGGCAGCCAGGGCGCAGACUCACGUAAUGAUGCUUUAAGCCCUGAACAGUCUCCAGCUCCGAUUGAAGUUCCCCCAAGAAGGCGACCUCAGGAAAUACCUGAACGACUGAGGCCAGCAGCUCCGCCUAGUGCUGUAGGUCCUCAAGACAGUCUACCUCCGCAACAACCGACGCCACCUCCAACAUCACCACUUCCCCAACUGCCCAUUGCGCCCUUGUCGGUUACAUCUGACCCUGCUAUCCAGCUAAAUUCAAGCGAUAAAGAAGUAGCAGAAAGCGUCACUGCUCCAACAGAUGAGACAGAGUCAGAGGCCGCCCAUCGACCAGGCAUGGGGCCAAUGAUAAAGAAAACUCUCGGAACGGCAGAGGCAGCUACCAAGUUCCGAAAGGCCGCCGCAGCUGCCGGAGCUUUCAAACCCCGUGCUGGUGGCGCUGCUGCUAAGCUGUUUGCCCCCAAAGAAACAAAGUCGUCAGAUGAACCGGAUGGAAUCAGUGGGGUGUUUGUUCCGCAAAGACCCAUUCCAAAGGAAGCUCCAAAGGAAGUUCCCAUGGAGGAGAGCAAGCAGCCCGACGACGCACCCAAGGCCAUACCAGACAGAGCCUCAAAGGAGCGACCGCGCAUCAGUACAGAGGUUGUUCCAUCUGUAACAAUAUCGUCUCCUCUAUCAGCGGCACCAGCUGCACCACUACUAGAGGAAGAGGAAAAGUCACUCGCACCCUCUUCCGAUAUUUCGACACUACAGACGAUCACCACAGAGCCUGAAGUACGACGCAAGAAACGGAGAUCUAACCAACAAAUUACAAACAUCUCGAACCUUGGUAUUGACCCAAGUCUAAUCGAUGAGCAAGGACUCGAGUUUGAGGGACUGCUGGCAGAACUCGGUUGGGGCAGUAGCGAGCUUUCAGCCAAGAACAUUGACUCGCUAGAAAAUGAUAUCAAGCGCGAGAUCGCUCGCGUCGAGGCAGGUAGUUGGCUGAAUCACCUGGAGCAAAAGGAUGAUCGCGUAGAGGCAGUUGAGCGUAUGCUCGAUCGUGCAAUUGCCGAGUGCGAUGAGCUUGAAGGUUUGCUCACACUAUACAAUGUUGAGCUGGGCAAGCAGAGCCUCAAUGACGACAUCGCUUUCAUAGAAGCACAGAGCCAAGGUCUCCAGGUGCAAACAGCAAAUCAGCGGCUCCUUCAGCAUGAGCUCCAGCAGUUGGUCGAUACCAUAUCGAUCACGUCUGAUCAACUGGAACCUUUGAGACGCGCACCUAUUGGCAAAAUUAAUGGCCUCAAAGACAUUGAGUCAUCGCUGGUGCUACUCUACAAAGCCCUGAUAACCAUCGACCCUUCUUUUGUCACAGGCAGUCGCUCAGACGGGGCGCUUAGCAAAAUCAACAGCAGUUCAGGUUUCGGCAAUAGCGAACUUGCCACGAUGCAGGCCUUGCAAGAGAAGCGCGACAGGUACCUCGGCGAGGGAGCGAUGUUCUUGGACCGACUGAAGAAGCACAUGGACAUCACCUUUGGAGCAGCUUUCAUGACCACAAGAGACGCUCUCACCAAUAUCGACCAAGGUUCUAUGCCUUCCCUGAAGAAGAACGUGGAAGCGCAUGAUGCAGGGCGCAAUGAACUGUGGAUGCUGAGCCCAAUCAUGCUGUUCGCCAAAGAGAUUGAUCGAAACUCUUGGGAUACUUUGCUUCGCAUGUACCAGACUCAGGCUGCCAAACUCUACCAGGAAGAGGUUCGUGACAAUAUUCUGACCUGGAGGAAGUUUGCACGCAGGCCAACUGGUGAGGAGCAAGACUUAUUGUUCACUGCCCAGGAGAAAGAGACGGAGAGCUUCACGGGUACUGCGAGAAAACUUACCGUCAAGCGUAGCCAGACCCUCGCGCGUGGCUUACGCUCAGCAUCUGGAGACAAAGAGACUAAAGCGAGCAAGACACAAGACGGCAAGCUCUACGCCUUUGAUGUCUUCUCGCGUAUCUUGGAAGAUACGGGCCCUGUGCUCCUAACGGAGCAGAACUUCAUCACCGAGUUCUUCCAUGCAACCUCUACCGAUGCUGUCGACUUUACCGACGCGGUACAAGCCGCUACGCCGGAAGCCCGACGCGGGCCAAAUCUUUGGAUUAGGAAGCAAUUCGAGGCCGAUCGAGCUAUGGCGAAACAUGUUACAGGUGUCAUGGAAGAGAUCUUCUCCUUUUGGCCCACUGAGAUCCAGAGCCUUGUGGACUGGGCCGUUCAGGCCGAUCCUUUGCAAGGCGUGGGCAUUCUAGGAGCAGUCGACCGGAAGCUUGUGGACAUCGAGGAUACUAACCAGGACUUCUUGACAAGGAAUCUACAAAAGAUACACGAACGGUUGAAGGGCCUUUUCAACCGCUUCCUUGACGAGCAAAUACGAGCCAUCGAAGACACCAAAGUGAAGAUCAAGAAGCGCAAGGGAGUGAUUGCGUUCAUGAAGACGUUCCCGCAUUUUUCUGCUGCCAUUGAGAAUAUGCUACCAUCUACCACCAAUGGAGGCGACCAACUUGAAGUCAGGCGCAUGGUCAACGAUGCCUACCAGAGGAUGAACAAGGCUAUGUUUGAAAGCUUGAAAGUGAUUGCCAAGGAAUCGCCCACGGUGACAGCAUCGCAAGGCCAGGGAGAUCCAGAAGACAAGGAAGCACUCAACUACCACAUCCUACUCAUUGAGAACAUGAACCACUACAUGGAAGAAGUGGACGCUCGAGACGAAUCGGUGUUAGAGACGUGGAAAGCCAAGGCUCACGACGAGUAUGCCGAGCAUAUGAACCUUUACGUUGAUGCUGUCAUCCGGAGACCCUUGGGCAAGCUUUUGCCCGGCGCCAGCGCGCAAUCCAUCGCGCAACGUUCAUCACAUUCACGCUCGGUGUUCAAGAAGCUUGUACACGGCCACGACUCAAAGGAACUCCGAAAGGGUAUCGAAGCCCUCAAGAAGCGCGUUGACAAGCACUUUGGCGAUGCAGACGACCCGACCAUCAGCCGCGAUCUCGUGUUCAAAGGUACUCAAAGAGUGUGA